UCCAUCUAUCUAUCAAACAACUCGUGAUUCGUGAACGUGAACAACUCGAAAACGUAAACAGUGGUAAACACAGUUUUGAUUGCAUUUCCAACGGGAAUAUUCGUUUUAUAGAACUGAAAAGUGUAAUAAUUAUUUUAUAAAGUUAAGACUUAUAUUGAAUGAUAAAAUGGACAUGCAGGAGUUUUGCCGAAAGUUACCCAAAGUGGAACUUCAUGCACAUUUAAACGGUUCGUUAAGUGUGAGUACGUUGCAAAAAUUAUGUAAAAUGCAUCGCUCAGGCAUUGCUUCCGAUCAAGCUUGUAUGGAUACUACUAAUUUCUCAUCUUUAAGCGAAUGUUUUAAAAUGUUUGACAUAGCGCAUGCACUAACAAUUACACCACAGGCCGUAUUUGUUGCUACUUGCGACGUGAUAAAAGAGUUUCACGAGGACAAUGUGAUUUAUUUAGAAUUGAGAAGCACACCUCGUGCUGUAAAUGAUUUAAUGACAAAAACAGAGUACCUUGAAGCUAUAAUAAAAGCUAUGGAAGCAUCCAAAUCUGAGUUUCCACAAAUUCUUGUAAAACUACUAGUGUCAAUUAAUCGAAAACAAGGUUACGAAUCUGCAGAAGAAAAUAUAAAUCUUGCUAUACAGUUUAUAGAGAAAUAUCCAGGAUAUGUUGUGGGUAUUGAUCUUAGUGGCGAUCCAACAGCAGGCGAUUCAUUUUUAGAGUUAUUAGAAAAGUCCAGGAAAGUCGGCCUUAGUAUUACGGCUCAUUGUGCUGAGGUGCCAAAUGAAGUGGAAACAAACGAUAUUUUAAAAUUUAAACCUGAUCGAUUGGGACAUUGUACUUGCAUUCAUCCUAGUUUACAAGGUUCUCAACAAUUGUUUAAUAUGUUAUUGGAAUCCAAAAUUCCUGUUGAAUUAUGCUUGACAUCAAACAUUAAAUGUAAAACAGUACCGUCUUAUAUGUAUCAUCAAUUUAAAUAUCUGUACAAAGCUGGACAUCCUAUAACAAUUGCAACUGACGAUAAAGGUGUUUUUAACACGUGCUUAUCAAAGGAAUUAGAGAUACUAAAUUCUGUUUUUAAUAUUGGAAGAAAACAGCUUAAAGAAUUGUCUAUAUUAUCUGUACAAUAUAGUUUUGCAAGUACAGAGGAAAAGAAAAGUUUAACAGCAAUUAUCGAAAAUUUUGAUUAAUGAAUAAGUAGCUUGCGAUCAGAAGAAUUAGAAAAACUUUAGCACCGGUUUCAAGAAAAUUGAUCCAUUAAUAAAAAAUUAAAUCUAGAUCCCCGAAAAAUUAGAAAAAUUUUAGUACCAGUUUCAAGAAAAUCUAUUAAUAAAUGAGUAGCUCGCGAUCUGACGGACAGACAUUAGUACUUAUUAUUUCCCGAAAAAUUAGAAAAAUUUUGGGACCAGUUUCCAAAAAAUCCAUUAAUAAAAAAUUAAAUUCAU
Temnothorax curvispinosus is the source of this 1432-nucleotide messenger RNA. It is a transcript of the gene Ada, whose product is annotated as adenosine deaminase-like protein. The transcript has 7 exons. The coding region runs from base 167 to 1177 and encodes 336 amino acids. Gene Ontology annotation, biological process: adenosine catabolic process; inosine biosynthetic process. The record is from RefSeq and is a predicted model, not a curated record. Gene Ontology annotation, molecular function: adenosine deaminase activity. Lineage: Eukaryota; Metazoa; Arthropoda; Insecta; Hymenoptera; Formicidae.